This is a messenger RNA of Closterium sp. Yama58-4, 1017 nucleotides long. Lineage: Eukaryota; Viridiplantae; Streptophyta; Zygnematophyceae; Desmidiales; Closteriaceae. The record is from the annotation of a GenBank genome assembly.
AUGACUCACCGCACAGCCCACCGUAGCAUGCUGAAAGACUCGUAUGGAGCUGAAGAAGAGAGGGCUGCAGAAGGCACGGUGGCAGCAACGGCCAGCAGGAAGGUCACUGCGAGGGUUGCGCUACAGACCACUACCAACAGCACCACUGUCAAUAGCAGCACCAGCAGUGGGGGUUUACCGCUGCAGUUCGCCACAACCGUGGCUGUGGGCAAGGCUCGGCUGAGCUUCGGCACGCAGCGCUGCCUGAAUGUGUCGAAGAAGGCGCGGGGGAAGAGCGCGCAGGUGUGGUGGAAGGGGUCUAGCAGCAAGGCGAAGGGGUUCUCCUGCUGGCAGGUCAAGUUCUUUGACCUGGGCGGCUGCCAGGGCAAUGUGAUUGACAGCAUGGCCAACCUGAGCUCUACUGCUGCGGCCGAGUUCCCCAGCACAAUGAAGACGCUCAGCAAGUGGGCUUCCAUGGCCUCUAUGCUUUGCACCGAUGCUGCCUGCGAGGCGUUGGGCUGUGAGCCUGGCGGCACGUGUGUGUUGGACGAGACCGGAGAGCGCUACUGCAAGUGGGACUCGCCCUGUGGCGCCUGCCCCACUGGAGCCACCUGCAAGACCGUGCCAUCGACUCAAGAUUCUUCGGUGCAGGUGCCUUACUGCGCGUGCCCUGACGGCUAUGGGAUGACCCCCACCAAGUGUGUCAAGGGUGAAGCUUCCACUGUCGCAUCGAUCAGCUACACUCUCAUCGCGAAUUUAACAGCGAGGGACAACUCUUCUCGACCCUACACCUUUCGCCCCAGCCUGAAUAAUUGCACUCAAGUACCGGCUGCUGUGGAUUCCACGUUCACUGCCAUGUACACUGUUUACAACAUCGGCAAUGCUUCGAAUUGGUCCACAGUCAAAAUCUUUACAGGCUAUAACUGUGACGGCACUGUUAUGCUUGGAAGCGACAGUUCAUACACCCCGUCGCUUGUUGCACUCUUUUAUAGGAAAGUGACACCUGGUCUGCUUCACUCAGUCAUGUGCGCUGCGUAG